AUGGAACGGUAUACGACGCUGGGGAUCGAGAGAUUGAGCUCGUACGUGCCGAUGUCCUCGAUGGCGACUGCCGAUGGUGCGUACCUUCCGAACUACCUGCCGAUGGAGAGUUCACUGUGCCACAGUAGCAGCUACAGUGCCUCGUCCGCUGGGACCAGCCCUUCGUUCUCCGGCGCAGAGCAUAGUAACAGCUACGGUCUGUCUUACACCGAUAUGACGUUCGAUGGUGAAUCGUUCGUACAGAUCGACUCGACUGCCCUUGGGUUGUUUAGCUCCACGGAUGGAGUUACCAUGUGCCCCGCCGAUAACCCGCAAGCCGUGAGCCACAUCGUGGAAAGUCCGGAAUACGGCAAGGACCUGCCAGAUGGGCGGAUAUGGAAGUCACCCGCGAUCGCCAGUGAAUCACGUCGUCUUUACAAGACGGGAAAAGCAUCCUGCGGCGCUAUGAAGAGGGACCAGCGUAAAAAGGACCCGGCGGUGCCACCGGCCAGCCCGACCGUGCUGAAGAAACGCCGCCUGGCGGCGAACGCACGCGAGCGCAAGCGCAUGAACAGCCUGAACGUGGCGUUUGAUCGGUUGCGAGAGAUCGUCCCAUCGCUCGGGCCCGACCACAAGCUGUCCAAGUUCGAAACGCUGCAGAUGGCGCAGACCUACAUCAACGCGCUGAGUGACCUGCUGGAGCGGGGUGCCGACGCCACGACGUACAGCCUUUUCAACAGCCUGGGGGACACGGCCACCAACGACACCAACAACAACAGUAGCAGCAACGACCACCUCACCGACAGCUCCUGCAGCCUGCUGAUGAGGGGCUCCGAAGACUCCUUGGACGACAGCUUUCUGGACAUUGGAUACGUUUAG
Molecule: messenger RNA, 858 nt
Organism: Anopheles bellator
Lineage: Eukaryota; Metazoa; Arthropoda; Insecta; Diptera; Culicidae
Product: protein dimmed-like
Exons: 1
Coding region: 1-858 (285 amino acids)
Molecular function (GO): protein dimerization activity
Source: RefSeq, a predicted model, not a curated record